ACAGCUAUGAGGGUCUGGCAAUAUAUUGACCUGUACCUAUCUAUAAACAUGAUACUGAACUCCUCAUCUCUGAGCCUAGCAUUGACCUACUCCUCUUCCUCAUCUUCCUCCUCUGCCUCGUCCUCUUCCUCGUCCUGUCGUCUGCGGGAGCAGUUCAGUCUGAAUGGGAUGUACCAGAAGGGUGACGUGGUUCUGGGUGGUCUGUUUGAGGUCCACUACUUCACUGUGUUCCCUGAGCUAUCCUUCACAUCAGAACCACAGCAGCUCCACUGUGAGGGUUUUGCCCGUUUUGGUUUCAUGCAGGCCCAGACUAUGGCGUUUGCUGUAGACGAGAUCAACAGAAACCCUGACCUUCUGCCCAACAUCACCCUCGGAUAUCAGCUCUACGACAACUGCCAGACCCUGGGAGUAUCGUUCCGUGCUGCCAUGUCAUUGGCCAGUGGGACAGAGGAAGAGUUCCUAUUGGAUGAGACUUGUUCUGGGUCACCCCCGGUGCUAGGGAUUGUGGGAGACCCAGGGUCCACUCACUCCAUCGCCAUCUCCAGUGUCCUAGGGCUGUUCCGGGUACCCAUGGUGAGUCACUACGCCACAUGUUCCUGUCUGAGCGACCGGAGCAAGUACCCAUCCUUCUUCAGAACCAUCCCCAGCGAUGCCUUUCAGGUGCGAGCCAUGAUCCAGAUCCUACGUCGGUUGGGCUGGACCUGGGUGGGCCUGGUGUUCAGUGAUGAUGACUAUGGAGUUCACGCUGCCCGGUCCUUCCACUCAGACCUGGCCCAGACAGGGGGCUGUGUGGCAUAUUCCCAGGUGCUGCCCAGGGACAACCGCCCCACAGAGCUGCAGAGGAUCGUGGGAGAGAUCAAGCGCUCCUCUGCUCGCGUGGUGGUGGUGUUUUCCAACGAGGCCUACCUGCUCCCUCUAGUGGACGAGGUGGUCGUGCAGAAUGUGAUGGGUCUCCAGUGGAUCGCCAGUGAAGCCUGGACCACCUCCUCAGUGUUAAACACCCCCCGUCUCAUGCCCUACCUGGGGGGUACCCUGGGUAUCGCUAUCCGUCGUGGAGAGAUACCCGGCCUCAGGGACUACCUGCUUAGCAUCCACCCCGACGACCAACCUGCCAGUAACCAUGGAAACAGCAUGGUGAGACAGUUCUGGGAGGCUGUGUUUGAGUGCAGGUUGGAGCCCCCGGCAGGGUGGGUGGAGGCUGGGGGUAGUGUGUGUACAGGACAGGAGGACCUGAGGGAUGUGGAGACCAACUAUGGGGACGUGUCUGAGCUCAGGCCGGAGUAUAACGUGUAUAAGGCAGUGUACGCCCUGGCCCAUGCCCUGCAUGACCUACUGCAGUGUGUGCCAGGGAGAGGACCUUUCAGUGGGCACCGCUGUGCCAGCCUACAGAGACUGGAGCCCUGGCAGCUGGUCCAUUACCUGGAGAGGGUUAAUUUCACCACAGGGUUUGGCGAUCGCAUUUCUUUCGAUGACAACGGGGACGCCCUGGCCAUCUAUGACAUCAUGAACUGGGUGUGGCUCCAGGACGGGAGCGUGCAGGUGGAGAAUGUGGGUGUGGUCGACGAAUCAGCACCCGCAGGACAAGAGCUCACACUGGACGAGGACAGAAUUUUCUGGAACUUUGAGUCAAAAAAGCCCCCUCGAUCAGUGUGCAGUGAGAGCUGUCCCCCAGGCACCCGUGUAGCCAGGAGGAAGGGGGAGCCUGUCUGCUGCUUCGACUGCAUCCCCUGUGCUGAGGGGGAGGUCAGCAACACCACAGACUCGGCCGAGUGCUCGAGGUGUCCAGAGGACUUCUGGUCCAGCCCGGGGCGUGACCUCUGCAUCCCUAAAGGGGUUGAGUUCCUCUCCUACCAGGAACCCCUGGGCAUCUCCUUGACAACCGCCUCAUUGCUAGGAGCCCUCAUCUGUACAGUGGUCCUUGGAAUCUUCGCUGCACGGAACACGCCUGUUGUCAAGGCCAAUAACUCUGAGCUAAGCUUCCUGCUUCUGCUGUCACUCAAACUCUGCUUCCUGUGCUCGCUGCUGUUCAUUGGUCGGCCCCGGCUGUGGACGUGCCAGCUGAGGCAUGCAGCGUUUGGUAUCAGCUUUGUUCUCUGUGUCUCCUGUAUACUGGUGAAGACCAUGGUGGUGCUGGCUGUGUUCAGGACCUCUAAGCCCGGGGGCGAGGCCAGCCUGAAGUGGUUUGGUGCUGGGCAGCAGAGAGGAACAGUUCUGGUUCUCACCUCAUUCCAGGCCGCUAUCUGCACAGCCUGGCUGGUCUCAGCCUCUCCAACUCCACACAAAAACACGCGCUACCAAAAAGAUAAGAUUGUAUAUGAGUGUGUGGUGGGGUCGGUUGCAGGGUUCGGAGCGUUGCUAGGCUACAUCGGCCUACUGGCGAUCCUCAGCUUCCUCUUGGCUUUUCUGGCCAGGAAUCUUCCAGACAACUUCAACGAGGCCAAGUUCAUCACCUUCAGCAUGCUGAUCUUCUGUGCCGUGUGGAUCUCCUUCGUCCCAGCCUACGUCAGCUCUCCUGGGAAGUACGCAGACGCUGUGGAGAUAUUCGCCAUCUUAGCUUCCAGCUUUGGCCUCCUGGUAGCACUGUUCGGCCCAAAGUGUUACAUCAUCCUGCUGAGGCCUGAGAGGAACACCAAGAAGUCUCUAAUGGGCCGGGCCACAACCAAGACAUAGGGAGAAUCUUCAUUUAAUUUCCUUGAUUCCUUGCGUCCUCUUUCCUUGCCUUCUUCUCAAAACCUGAGAAGGUCAGAGGAGGUUGGAUAACUAACCUUCUCAUCGAAUGGGUUUUGAGAAGGAGACCGAGGAGAGAGGACGCGAGGAAUCACAGAAAUUAAAUGGAGUUUCUCCCAUAGGUUCAAUACCAUACCAAUAGUCUACAGCGGAUUCCUCUCCUUGACUCCUUUAUAUCCUCUGCACUGAUCUGAAAUAUGAACACUAGGUGGAAGUACUAUGCCUGCUAGGGAUCUGCUUGUCACUCUUUCAAUACAAAUAAAGGAAAGGAGAUAAGAUAAAGGAAAGGAGACAAGAUAAAGGAAAGGAGACAAGAUAAAGGAAAGGAGACAAGAUAAAGGAAAGGAGAAAGUAUAGUAACAGAGGAUGAUGGUCUCAAAUAGCUCAUUUUAGUUGCCAUGGCAACAAAAAUAUGUUGUGGUUUUGUUAGUACCCUAGUGAUGUGUAGUAGCCUGCUAUCGAUUAUAAUUAUGAUGUUCUGUGAUUAAAUAUGAAUCAGAUAAUACAUGAUUUAUCUCUUUGGGCUUUUGAUUGAUUUCAUCUGUCUAUGUUUGUGGCUUUAAUCUUCUAGGGGAUAGGUUAUCUCUGAUGAGUGGUUUUCUGCAUAUAAAGGCUUUUGAUUGAAUCAUCACAACGUGUGUCAUAAAACAGCAUAACAUCCCUGUUCCUUCUAAAGGAUUCUGCUCCCA
Coregonus clupeaformis (lake whitefish) is the source of this 3416-nucleotide messenger RNA. RefSeq names its product extracellular calcium-sensing receptor-like. The record is from RefSeq and is a predicted model, not a curated record. Gene Ontology annotation, molecular function: G protein-coupled receptor activity. Gene Ontology annotation, cellular component: membrane. Gene Ontology annotation, biological process: G protein-coupled receptor signaling pathway. Lineage: Eukaryota; Metazoa; Chordata; Actinopteri; Salmoniformes; Salmonidae.